Mollisia scopiformis is the source of this 1503-nucleotide messenger RNA. RefSeq lists its product as uncharacterized. The transcript is spliced from 5 exons. The record is from RefSeq and is a predicted model, not a curated record. Lineage: Eukaryota; Fungi; Ascomycota; Leotiomycetes; Helotiales; Mollisiaceae. The coding region runs from base 68 to 1309 and encodes 413 amino acids.
UUUCGACCUAAAGAUUGAACAAUUUUUAUUUCUGUCAGCCUCUGGUCUUGGACAGAUUGGUGAAGUCAUGGAAUGCGCUGUUGAGGGCGAAGACUAUCGAAGUCGACUGAAAGAAUUCCAGGAUGUUGAGGCUCGCCGUCUUCAGUUCAUCGAGGAAAUGCUUUCCAAGCUAGAUACAGUUACAGCAGAUCUAGAAAGAGUUACCCAAGACCGGGCCAGGGAGGUUUCAAUCCUCAAGGCUGACUUGGAGACUGAGCGUGAGGCUCGACGUGGUUUGCAAGAGAAGAAUGGUAAUCUUCUUCUGAGCGUUUCGAAGAUGGAGCAGGCACGGUUCGUGCUUGUUUUAGUUGACGCUGAUGCCGACAUAUACUUGUUUCGGGACGGCCUCCUUGCUCAAGGCGGACAGGGUGGCCAGUUUGCCGCUGAGGAGUUGAUAGCCAAAGUCAGAGAGUAUCUCGCAACUUUCGAAUCUUUCAAGGAUGCCGCCAAAAUUCCGAUCAUGGUAAAGGCGUACGCCAAUUUUUCUGGAUUGGCGCAAGCAUGCAUGCGAGACAAGAAGGUGGUAUCUAUGGAAGCCAUGAUGGAGUUCUGGUGUGGUUUCACCAGGCGGUUUCCUCUAGUUGACUUCAUCAACGUUGGCCCCGGUAAGGAGGAAGCUGACAGCAAAUUGAGAGAGGUCCUUGCUCAUCACAUUGUCAGUCCUCUGUGCGAGCAUGUUCUGCUCGCUUGUUGUCAUGACGCGGGAUACGUGCCUGUUCUCAGACAGUAUGCUGCUCAGAAGGACUUCUCCUCAAGGAUCACUUUGAUUGCUUCAGGUCCAUUUCGAGGCGAUAUGGUUUCUCUCGGAUUGCGAACGACCAAGUCUUUCGAGCCCCUUUUUGGUCACGUCAAGUCUUCUCAAUCUGUGAGAUCGUAUGCGGAGGUGGGUGCGGUGGCACCCAGGCCUCCGUCCACGAGUAAAGCCGUUUUAUCUGUGCAAGAUCUGAAAUUGUCAGGUAAACCUGUCGCGAAUUGUGACAGGUUGAGGCCGAUUCUCUUCAAUGAAGCAGGGAAGCGCAUCGACAAGCCUUUGAGUGUUCAUGGAGACUGUGUGAAAGAGAUCAGGAAGCGCAAUUUGUGCAGUUGGCACUAUCUGCGCGCAGAUUGUAUCGUGGACGGGUGCAAGAAAGUACAUGACUUCAGGAGGCCGUUGACUCCGAAGAAUUAUGAUGCGCUGUGGUGCAUUUCGCGUGAGAACGUGUGCCGCAGGCUUUCGAAGCAUGGGAAAUGCGAGGAUGACCAGUGUAUUUUUGGUCAUGGCUUCGUUUGAGUAUGAGAUGAAUCAAUUUGUGAAAUUGUGAAGGGCUAUGAGGACGGAAAUUGUGCAUUUUGCUUGGAAUAUUGAAACUCUGGGUUUACGAGCAGCUGAAAUUAGUGCAACUUGAAACAGAAUGUUCAUCUGCUGGCCUUACAUGGGAAGCAGUGAUGUUUAGAGGAUCAAAUGGAGAGAGUUUGAAAUCUGAG